Messenger RNA from Lepus europaeus (European hare), 476 nucleotides. RefSeq names its product ribosomal biogenesis factor (gene RBIS). The record is from RefSeq and is a predicted model, not a curated record. Gene Ontology annotation, biological process: ribosome biogenesis. The coding region runs from base 112 to 414 and encodes 100 amino acids. Lineage: Eukaryota; Metazoa; Chordata; Mammalia; Lagomorpha; Leporidae. Gene Ontology annotation, cellular component: nucleolus. The transcript is spliced from 4 exons.
GCGGGACUCCGCUCUGUGGGCGGAGCCGGAUCGCCCCGGAACUUCCGGGACUGUGUGCGUGCAGAUGGCGUCACCUGGAACUCCAGCUGCGGCACGCGGGGAUUUAAGACAAUGGCCAAGAACAAAUUAAGAGGACAGAAGUCCAAAAAUGUAUUUCACAUAGCCAGCCAAAAAAAUUUUAAGGCUAAAAACAAAGCAAAACCAGUUACUACUAAUCUUAAGAAGAUAAACAUUGUGAACGAAGACAAAGUUAACAGAGUGAACAAAGCUUUUAUAAAUAUACAAAAGGAACUUGCAAACUUCUCAAGGGGCCUUUCUCUGGAACCGUUACAGAAAGAGCUGAUUCCUCAGCAGAGUCAUGAAAAUGAACCUGUUAAUGUUGAUGAAGCUACAAGAUUAAUGGCUCAGUUGUAAUGCAGUAGUGAUGUGAUGGAAUUCCCCCCCCCCCCAAAAAAAAAACCAAUAAAUUGUUUUAU